This is a messenger RNA of Erinaceus europaeus (western European hedgehog), 2658 nucleotides long. RefSeq names its product ADAM like decysin 1 (gene ADAMDEC1). Gene Ontology annotation, biological process: proteolysis. Gene Ontology annotation, molecular function: metalloendopeptidase activity. Lineage: Eukaryota; Metazoa; Chordata; Mammalia; Eulipotyphla; Erinaceidae. The record is from RefSeq and is a predicted model, not a curated record. The transcript has 14 exons. Bases 70 to 1473 code for a protein of 467 amino acids.
UCCUUUGCAAUUUAUAAAGAGAGGUGGUGGGAGAUAAAACUGGAUAGUUGAGGAGUCUGCAUCUGCACGAUGCCUGGGACUUCACAGCUACCUGUAAUCGCCAACAUGUGUUUGGUCCUGUUUUCUGUAAUUGGGCUCAUCACUCAAAUUCAAGCAAUAGCCAUAAAGCAGGCACCAGAACCAGAGUACUACAAAGUUAUCUAUCCUAGAAAACUACACAUCUUACACAAAAGAGAGACACAGAACAACCAGAAAGAGAACCAUGGCAAAGAGGAAAGAUAUGAUUCUGAACUUCAGUAUCAGAUUGCAUUAAAUGGAGAAGAAGCCAUUCUUCACUUACAAAAAACCAAACAUCUCCUGGGACCAGACUACACUGAAACAUACUACUCACCCACAGGAAAGGAAAUCACCACAAAGCUUCAGAAUAUGGAUCACUGCUACUAUGAAGGACAUAUUCUAAAUGAAAAGGAUUCUGUUGCUAGCAUUAGUACUUGUGAUGGGUUGAGGGGAUACUUCACACAUCAUAAUCAAAGAUACAUGAUAAAGCCACUGAAGAACAAAGACCAAGAAGAGCAUGCUGUCUUCACAUAUAACCCAGAGGAGAUGGACCCAGCUAAUCAGACCUGUGGCCUAAAAAAUGUUGGCAAGAAGAGAGGACUUUCUCGGAUCUCAAGGUCACUCAACAGCCCAGAACAAGAACAAUUUCUUCAAGCUGCAAAGUACAUUAAUCUCUUCCUGGUGCUGGAUAAUGCCUUUUAUAACAUGCAUAAUGGAAAUCUAACUGUGAUAAGAAGCUUUGUAUUUGAUGUGAUGAACCUUCUCAAUGUGAUUUAUAAAACCAUAAAUACUCAAGUAGUCUUAGUGGACAUGGAAAUCUGGUCUGAUGGUGAUAAGAUCAAGGUGGUACCCAGCACAAGUGCCACUUUUACCAACUUUUUGAAUUGGCAUCAUUCUAACAUGGCGAGAAGGAGAAUUCAUGAUCAUGCUCAGUUACUCAGUGGGAUUGGCUUCAACAAUAAACGUGUUGGAAUGGCAGCCAGGAAUUCCUUGUGCACCCCAUCUUCAGUUGCUGUUAUUGAGGCUAAGAAAAAAAAUAGUGUGAGUCUUGUAGGAGUGAUGUCACAUGAGCUGGGUCAUGCCCUUGGUAUGCAGGAUGUCUCAUAUAAAACCAAGUGUCCUUCUGGAAGUUGUGUGAUGAAUCAGUUUCUGAGUUCAAAAUUUCCAAAGGAUUUCAGCACAACAAGCCGUUCACUUUUUGAAAAGUACAUUUUAUCUAAAAAACAAAAUUGCCUACUGCAAGUACCAUUUCCAAAAGACAUAAUAACAAAACCAAUAUGUGGAAACAAACUUCUGGAAAUAGGAGAAGACUGUGAUUGUGGCUCUUCUACGGAAUGUACCAACCUGUGCUGUGAAGCUGAGACCUGUAAAUUUAAACCCAGAGCUGACUGUGGAGAAACUAUGAACAAUGCCUGAAAGUGAGCCAUCUGUUUGAGAAGAUACCUUGCCAGGAUAAGAAUCCAGUAUUAUAAGCUUGCCAGCAUUUCAUAAUUCUAUUGUUGUGUUUUCACUGUUAGCAUACUAUCUAUAUUUUUACUAAUACUUUGAGAGGUUGACUAUGUUUCUUACCUAAUCUUCAAUGUUUAAAAGGAUCUUGACUCCUUGAAGCACAAAAUGAUUAGCCUUUGAUCAAACAUCUCAAGAUGCAUUGCUGAAUUAUGCAAGCUUAACUCAGAAUGGUACAAUUAGUGAUGAACUGUGUUUUGUUUUGUUUAAACUCCAGUAUCACUUUACUAAAGAAAAUUUGGAUUUCUGUUAUCUCAAGGGUACAUUUCCACAUUUCUCCAAGAUAGUUAGCAGUACAUUUCACCCUCAACCAAAACAUCAUCUUUUCCCAUCUUAGGAAUUAGAGCACCAACCUUCCCUUAGACUCUCCACUUUGCCCCUAUUUCCUAGAUCUGUUGCAAUGGACUACAGUCUAUUGAAGAUUCAACCUGUUUUUGUCCUCUGCUUGUUUUUUUUUUUUUUUUUUUUAGAUUCCAUCUGAGUAAGAAUUUAUCUUUCCCCUUCUGACUUAUUUCACUCAACCUAAUUCCCUUGAAUUCCGUAAUUCCAUUCAUGUUCUAGCAAAGAAGACUAAGUCUUUUUUUUUCCAGCUGUUAAGUAUUCCAUUGUGUAUAUAUACCACAACUUUGGCCAUUACAAAUAACACUACCAUGAUCAUGACUGUGCAUAAAUCUUUUUAGAUAAGUGUUUUUUUUUUUGUUUUGUUUUGUUUUUUGUAUAGAUGCCUAGGUGAGAAAUUGCUGGGUCACAAGAUGACUUGUAUUUUAAACCUCUAUCUGUUAUACUGGUAGAUCCCAUGAAAUAAUAAAGCUACAUGGAUUCUGGAUGCUUUGGUAGAAGAAAAGGGAGUACUAUUCAUCUGGUAUUUGUUUUUUAAGUAGUGUGCUCUUAAUCACAUGACAUUUUCCUGUAUAAUGCCAGAACUAAUUAAAUUAUAAAUGUUUUCAAUUUUAUCAGGCAUAAUCCUUUACCUAGCUCACUCACUAUAUCCUGUAACAUUUGUAUUGUUUGCAUUUUAACUUAGCCAUGAGAGAAUAUUUCAGCCAUCUGUGGAUUUUAUGAACUAUAAAGCCAAUAAAUAAAAAUACAACUUUC